CAAAAAAACGCAGCUCCCCCUACAAUCAGGCCCCCAAAACACCCCUUCUCUCCUCCCUCUCCUUAUCCCAAAAGCACCACCAAUUAGAUAACAUGGCUCACCGAACCACCCGCAGGCGCAUCUUAGCAGCACCAGAACCUAUCCCAUCAUCCCAUUCCAUAGAUCCCACCCUAAAAAAGUUGCUUAAACCUACCAUAACCAGCCACCCAACAACCCAGAAUUCAGAUCCAUUAAUACGUUCCCAGAAGCCCUUUUUCAGGACCAAUCAUUUCUCAAGAUUGAACCUUAAUCACAAAAGCCUUACACCCCAAAAACCUACCAACAACCGACAUAACCACCCUCCGUCUAGCAGAGACAUUCAUUUACAAGCCAAAGCCAUGAUAGUUUCAGCUGAUGCUGAUUCCGCCCGGUUUUCACUUAUCAAAGCAAACUACCUUCCCCAUAAAACAACUAAAGAAUCAUUGAAAGAGAAGGUCAGGAAAGCAUCAAAGGAUUUGGAUAAAAAGAAAGAACAACAUCAUCAAAGAUCAGUGCUUGAUAGCAAGAAAAUAGCUUUGACAGUGAAGGAGAAAGAGGUGAAGAAUCUGCAUGAAGGGCAUCAUGAUAUGAAGAAGGCUUCAGCUUCAUUACGCAGAAGGAGAUCCUUUUGUGGUUCACAAGUAGAGUUGGCUGAUAUUCUUGCAAAUUGUGGUGUCAAAAUUGUUUCAGUUGAUAUGCCACCGUUUAUGCAGAUCCAUGCUGUUGAGUGUGCAAGAAGGACUCAUGAUAGCCUUGAAAAGUUCACUGCCAAGACCCUUGCACUCACUCUCAAGAAGGAGUUUGAUGGUGUCUAUGGACCGGCAUGGCAUUGUAUCGUGGGGUCAAGUUUUGGGUCUUUUGUUACACAUUCAGUAGGUGGGUUUCUGUAUUUCUCAAUGGAUCAAAAGUUGUACGUCCUCUUGUUUAAGACAACUGUAGAGAGAGCUGAUUGAAAAGUGGGGUGACGGAGAACAUUUUGAAUUUUGGAAGUGGGCUGACAUAGAAAAACUUUUGGAAGCUUAAAGCAGUUUUGUCAUAUUUGUAGCUUGUACAUUGCUUUUUAUAUUAAGAAAAGAGUAGGACAUUUUGUUUUAAUUUCAAUUGUGGAAGCCACCCUUUUUAAGUGGUCUAGCCUGUAAGGCGUACUUCUUGGAAUGUAGUGCCUUGUUUUGGUUUAGAAAUACAGAAUCCAUUAGCAGCUCACUUUCCACCGUGCCAUCUUCAUUUUGAUCUUCAUUUUGUCUCCUAUUUUGUACUAAUUCUCUCUCUUUUGUAAAUUUCUUGAACUUCCCAUUGUUUACUUCUUGAAUUUAAGAUAUUGCAUGAAACUCUUGAUCAGUUCCUCAUAUCUUGCUUUUUGGUAUUGAACAAGCCAAAGCUAGGAAUACAAGAGAUAUUGCUUAAAAUGAUAAAGUACAAUUGCUAGAGAAUGGAACUUGUUACGCCCAUUUACCUGAUCAAAGCUUGGUCAAAAUAAUUACAAUAUACGCUCAAGUUACCAUGUCAUCAGUAUCUAAAAAAUGGCUCAUCCCUUGCCAAGAGAAGGACUCGUCCAACAUCCCCGAUGACAUCCCAUCAAGGCAUCAUAUUAUAACUAAAUGCUUGGCCUGCGCCAAACUGAGAUCAUUAAAUGUGACACAUAGCCACCCAUGUGGAGCUUACCCUUUUUGAGCUCCACAUAUACUUUCUAUCAACUGUCAACUAUCUCGUCAAGUUAUCAUUUAUUGUUUCAUAUAUAAGGUAAUGAGGAAACUCAGGUACAUAAGACAAUACACAUACUUCACAUUUACAUAUGCUCGUACUAGAGAACCUUUUUUCACACACUUCACCUCCUUUUUCAUUUUUCCUUAAACAUCUUACUAACUUGAGUAUCGAAGUGUGCUUCAAAAAAAUAACUCCGACGCCUUUGACUGUGCUUUUUGGCAAUAGGUUCAGGUCACACAACUUCCAACAACCUCAAACUAGCUUCCUUCAACUAAGACAUCAAAAAUACCAUCAACAAUUGGCACAAUCUAUAGGAAACGACAACUAUGUCUCACCAUCUUUAUUCUUAUGAAACUACAACACCCAUCAUUAAUGCAAUAACCUAACCUGCAGCAAUCCCUGAUGUAGUAACUAUGCUAACAACCACUACAUAAAUCUCAUCACCAAAUAUUGCUUAUAGGAUUUUCUUGUUCCUUAACAACCAUCUCUUAUUAAAUGCUUGGACCAUAUAGUCUC
This is a messenger RNA of Durio zibethinus, 2238 nucleotides long. RefSeq lists its product as uncharacterized. The record is from RefSeq and is a predicted model, not a curated record. Gene Ontology annotation, cellular component: cytoplasmic dynein complex. Gene Ontology annotation, biological process: microtubule-based process. Lineage: Eukaryota; Viridiplantae; Streptophyta; Magnoliopsida; Malvales; Malvaceae. Gene Ontology annotation, molecular function: dynein intermediate chain binding.